AUGAAUGGCAAUGACGAUAUGGAUGAAGAGCUCAAAGCGGCUAUUGCAGCUUCAUUGGAAGACUUCCAGGGUUCUGCACACUCACGCGAUCCUACUUCUUCCAAGAAACAUAAUGUCGUCGAUCUGACUGCAGACUCGGACGACGGAGAUGAAGUAGAAGAAAUCUUUCCAAAGUCUCGGUCUGUGAUUGGGUCAGAGACCGAGGAUGGGGAUGACUAUGAUGAAGACUUGGAGAGAGCGAUACAGAUUUCCAUGCAGGGUGCGCCGGAGAAGGUCGAGAAAAGUGAUGGGAAUGAAAUUGUCCAGAUGUCGACGCAGAAGGAAGACUCGCCGAAGCCAAUUUCUGUCAAGAAUGACAAGAAACCGUCUCCUCAAGCUCAGAAGGAAGAACAGCCCACGCAAGAACAGAAGCCAUCCUUUCCGGGAAUACUAGGCCUAGACCGAAAGAAAAUGGAAGAAGAACGGCUUGCUCGUCUUAUGAAGAGAAAAAUAGAUACCUCGCCGGAUCGGCGUGAAGCAAAGCAGUCGCGAACAGAGUCUCCAAAGGGCAAGAGAGCAGGUAUUAAGAGUCCUCACAAAUCGCCUACUCCCAAACCAGAACCUCGCAAGGAGCAACCUAAGGCCAGAAGUGUUGACACCCCAACGUCCACACCCUCCGUCCAGUUCCCUGCCGGCGUGAUCAAGAAAACGUGGAACGCCAAUGCUCGGAGGAUAGGCAACGAUAUCAAAAUCAACGAGGUGUUUCAGGCGUCAGAUUUGGAGUUGGCCGUUUUGAGCUCGUUUAUGUGGGAUAUGGAUUGGUUGUUUUCGAACCUUGACACGAAAAAGACGCGCUUUCUACUGAUUAUGCAGGCCAAAGAAGAGUCGACGAGACGCCAAUACGAAGCCGAAACGGCUAUGAUGCCAAAUUUGCGGUUGUGUUUCCCCUCUAUGGAAGGGCAGGUAAACUGCAUGCAUUCAAAGCUCAUGUUACUCUUUCAUCCUGGAUAUGUCCGCAUAGUCAUCCCAACUGCGAAUCUCACAUCUUUUGACUGGGGACACGAUGGAACAAUGGAAAAUUCCGUCUUCCUAAUCGACCUUCCCAAAAAAACCGGCGGCAACGAGGACACAAAGACGGCAUUCUACGAAGAGCUAGUCUAUUUUCUCAAGGCUAGCGCUCUGCAUGACAAUAUCAUCGCCAAGCUUGAUACUUUUGACUUUAGCCGGACAGCCAAGUACGCUUUCGUGCAUACUAUCGGCGGAUCGCAUACGGGAGAGUCAUGGCGACGAACAGGAUACUGUGGACUCGGACGGGCCGUGAACUCGUUAGGAUUGCGCACUUCGAGCCCGCUCAACAUUGACUACGUGACUUCCUCCCUUGGAUCUUUGAAUGACGACUUUCUUCGAUCCAUCUACCUCGCUGCGCAAGGCGAUGACGGACUUACUGAAUACACGGCGCGAGCCACCAAGUCUAAAACCACCCCCGACUCGAACCCCCACGAAUGGAAAGACAACCGCCUCCGGGUAUACUUCCCCUCCGAACAAACCGUGAAAGAAACAUACGGCGGCCCCAACUCCGCUGGCACGAUCUGUUUUCAAUCAAGUUGGUUCAACGGCCCCAAGUUUCCGAGCAGUAUACUCCGGGAUUGUGCCAGUGCGAGGAAGGGUCUUUUGAUGCAUAACAAGAUCAUGUACGUACGGCCAGACGAGCGGAUAUCGCAACUCAAUAGCAACACCACCAGCGGCGGCACAUGUCCGGCAUGGGCAUACAUCGGAAGUGCCAAUCUAUCAGAGAGUGCCUGGGGCCGCCUCGUCCAAGACCGCGCCAGCACGGUGAAAUCCAAUCCCAAACCGCCCAAACUCAACUGUCGGAACUGGGAGUGUGGAGUCAUCGUUCCUGUUUCUGAGAAUGAAAAAAGACCUGAUGGGGAUAGAGAGUGUGGCAGAAUGUUAGAUGUCUUCCGCAGCACAGUGCCUGUUCCUAUGAGUGUUCCUGGGAAGAAGUAUGAGGGCGAUGGUAGAUUGAAGCCGUGGUAUUUUAUGGAGGGUAUGAAUUCUCGGUACGGUGGGUUUUGA
Aspergillus chevalieri is the source of this 2055-nucleotide messenger RNA. RefSeq lists its product as uncharacterized. Gene Ontology annotation, biological process: double-strand break repair; single strand break repair. NCBI's taxonomy places the organism in Eukaryota, Fungi, Ascomycota, Eurotiomycetes, Eurotiales, Aspergillaceae. Gene Ontology annotation, cellular component: nucleus. The record is from RefSeq and is a predicted model, not a curated record. The coding region runs from base 1 to 2055 and encodes 684 amino acids. The transcript is spliced from 7 exons. Gene Ontology annotation, molecular function: double-stranded DNA binding; 3'-tyrosyl-DNA phosphodiesterase activity; single-stranded DNA binding.